Molecule: messenger RNA, 2001 nt
Organism: Pyricularia grisea
Lineage: Eukaryota; Fungi; Ascomycota; Sordariomycetes; Magnaporthales; Pyriculariaceae
Exons: 6
Coding region: 1-2001 (666 amino acids)
Source: RefSeq, a predicted model, not a curated record
AUGCUAAUCUUUGAACUGCUUGCUGUUAUCAACCUUUUCUUGACUGGAGUCGUCGCCUCGGCGCCGUGGAGGGCCGAGUUGGUCCUCGCGCCGAUUUUCCUUCAAGUUCCGCCGUGUGCGGCAGACUGCGCCCUCGAUGGGCUCUCGACGACGACAUGCCCAUAUUCUAACCAGACGUGUCUGUGUCAAGACGACGACUGGUUCGUGGGUUAUCUCACACCAUGCAUACGCAACAACUGUCCACCUGAGGAGAGCCUUGCGGCUAUCAAUGCAACCUCUACUAUUUGCAACCGUCCUCCGGCAAAUCACUAUGUCGAACUUCCCCUCGGCAUCGGGAUCAUGGCAGCCGUUCCGACGCUGUUGAUUAUAAUUCGGCUAGCUUUAAAGCUGGCCAAGGUCUCAAGCUGGUAUCACGAUGAUACCACCAUCAUACUGGCUUGGGUCAUAUUCAUCUUUGAACCGUUCUACUUUGUCAUGAUAUGUCUAGUCAAGUCCUCCAUCCUAUUCACCUACAUGCGCAUCUUCCGCGAGCCCGACGCCCAUCGCGUGUUUCGCUUCACGCACUACUUCAACAUGUUCCAGACGGGCGUUUUUAUAAUCUUGUGUUUUGUGCAGUGUCGGCCCCUGGACCACUUCUGGCUCGGCUGGACCGGCAACAAACAUCCUGGUUCCUGCUGGCACAUGAACGACAUACCCGUCAUCCACGCAAUCGUCGGGGUAUUGCUAGAUGUGUGGAUGUUUGGUCUACCGGCCACUUUGGUGUGGCGGCUCAACUUGAAGAGUAGGGAGAAGAUUGGGGUUCUGUUAAUGUUUGGGUUUGGUCUCUUCCUCAUCGUAAUAAGCUGCAUCCGCAUCCCCCUCCUCCUAAACGUGUCCCCAUCGACGGCCGUGACCGACGAGUCCCUCGGGGGAGCCAUCUUGUCGAGCGUCGAGGUCUGCAUCGGGAUCUGCGUCGCCUGCAUGCCGGCCCUGCGCCAGUUCAUCAGCGUCAUGGCCGCGCCGCGCAUCCGCCGCCUCCUUGGCCUGCCGGAGAAGCCGCGCCGCGGCACCAACACGGGCCGGUCCAACACCACCGCCGCGAGCAACAGCAGCGCCGCCAGGGCCAGCGCGCUGCAGAAGCAGCUCUCGGCACCGCCCGGGACGGCCACGACCAAGGCGGGAACGGCCAGGUCGGUGGAUGCAGUGCUGCGGCCGCCGCCGCCGCCGCCGAGGAAGUCGAGAGAUAGCAGCGGCAGCAGCAGCAGCCGCAGCAUCGCGUUGAGGCCGCUGCCGCCUCCGGAUCUGCGACCGCCGCCACCGGUGCUGAGGCGUGGGUGCAGGGCGCCGGGGUCGAGGGACAGCACGUGCAGCGCGGGCGACAGGAGGUCGCGGGUGACGUUUGUGGACGUGGACCAGGGCGCGGCGAGGCUGCUGCGGCCGAUGAGCGGGGUCUUUGUCAAGUCCGAGUCGGCGGCGGCGGCGCUGGAGGGGGAGGCGGUGAUUGACUUUUCGGACCUGCGGGCUGUGGAGAUGCGCGGUGAUGGUGGGACGGCGGCUAGUAGGGAGAGGUUGGUGGAGGAUAAUUGGACAUCACCAAGGCCGAUCAGCGAGGUCGACUUGAUUGAGAGUUACCGAGUGCCUAGCGUCUAUGUGCCGAGUUUUGGGAGACGGCCGUCGUCGACCUCCCCGUCCGUUCUACAAAAACCAUCUAAACUCCUCAGCCCUCGGCCCAUCCCUCAGCUUGUGGGUCGGCACGUCCCUGGCACUAAGACGGACACCCUGUCGUCUGUUCCUGGCCUUGUUGUCAAAAAACAUGUAGGUAAACAUGGAUGCGGCAGCCAACGCUCCGGCAGCACCAAAGCAGGCCACCGUUAUAAGACCCUUCUCGUACUUGGGCGCAUCCUCGAGCCGAAAGAUGUUGCUGGGAACGAGACCCAUCAGGUUGGCAAGGGGUACACCGACCGAGGUAAGGACCAGGCGCUGGCCUUCGUGCGCGAUAUUGUUGUUGUACCACUGUUGUGA